UUGCAAACCACAUCACCGAAGAAAAGAAAGGCGAAGCAAAUUCCAAUUCAGGGAAAAAAUAACUGAAAGCGACAAAACUCUGAUCGAAUAGGGAAAUUUCGAUCUCUAUAUCGAUUGAUUCUGUAAUAAUUCUUACUUUCGAGGACUUGUGUUUCGGUACUUUCAGCUUUCCCCCGGUUUCUUUGAUUUUGUUUCCUCCUCCGACGAGAUGGCAUGGGGAAACAUAUACAGAAGAAGAAUGAAAGUCUUCACCCUGACUUUAGUGAUAUACCUGGAUUAUAAGGCAUUAGAACAAAGAGAGAAGUGGACUAGCAAGUCUAAAAGAUCAGCUCUAUGGGAAAAGGCACAUGAACGUAAUGCGAAGCGUGCUUUGAGUUUGAUUAUAGAGUUGGAAGGUUUGUGGGUGAAAUUUGGACAGUAUUUAUCUACUCGAGCAGAUGUUGUUCCCGAGGCAUACAUACGGCUCCUCAAACAGUUACAAGACUCUCUCCCUCCUCGUCCUUUCCAAGAGGUUCUCCAAACUAUACAAAAAGAGUUGGGGAAAUCAAUCACCGAUAUAUUUGCAAACUUUGUUGAAACGCCCUUAGCAACUGCUUCUAUAGCCCAAGUGCACCGAGCAACUCUGCUUGACGGAAGGGAGGUGGUUAUCAAAGUGCAACAUGAGGGCAUAAAGACAGUUAUAUUGGAGGACUUGAAGAAUGCAAAGGCGAUUGUUGAUUGGAUAGCCUGGGCAGAGCCGCAGUAUAACUUUAAUCCUAUGAUAGAUGAAUGGUGCCGAGAAGCUCCAAAAGAACUUGAUUUCAAUCUUGAAGCUGAGAACACCAGGACAGUAUCUAGAAAUCUUGGCUGCAAAAAUGGAUCGGACAACAAUAGAAGCACUGGGUCUGUGAAUGUUUCUAUUCCAGAAGUUGUUCAGUCAACAGAGAAAGUUCUAAUUUUAGAGUAUAUGGACGGUAUUCGUUUAAAUGACUCUGCUAGUCUGGAAGCUUGUGGUAUAGACAAACAAAAAAUUGUUGAAGAAAUCACACGAGCAUAUGCACACCAAAUUUAUGUUGAUGGAUUUUUCAAUGGCGACCCUCAUCCUGGGAAUUUUCUCAUCAGUAAGGAGCCUCCUCAUUGUCCGAUUUUGCUUGACUUUGGGCUUACAAAGAAACUACCAAACAACAUGAAACUAGCACUGGCAAAGAUGUUUUUGGCAGCUGCCGAGGGUGACCAUGUUGCUCUUCUAUCUUCCUUUGCUGAAAUGGGACUUAAGUUGCGUCUUGAUAUUCCAGAGCAAGCAAUGGAGGUGACAAAUGUAUUCUUUCGAGCUACAACUGCUGCAAAAGAAUCGCAUGAAACCUUGAAAGCUAUGACGGAGCAAAGAUCAAAGAACCUGAAGCAAAUACAAGAAAGAAUGAAAAUGAAUCAAAAGGAGGCUAAACGUUUCAAUCCUGUUGAUGCAUUUCCUGGUGAUAUUAUAAUAUUUGCACGGGUCCUUAAUCUUCUUAGAGGUCUUUCUUCCUUGAUGGAUGUUCGCAUAGUAUAUCUAGAUAUCAUGAGACCAUUUGCUGAAUAUGUUCUGCAAGGGAACAUUAGCAAGGAGCCAAACGUAAAUGAUCAAUGGAUCUGGAAAACACCUGUCCGUUCUGAUGUGGAAGCUAAGCUGAGACAACUUUUGAUCAAGCUGGGGAAUGAUAAUAAAAUACUUGGAAUUCAGGUAUGUGCCUACAAAGAUGGAGAGGUCAUUAUUGAUACUGCUGCCGGAGUUCUUGGUAGAUAUGAUCCUCGUCCAGUUCAACCUGAUAGUCUUUUUCCAGUGUUUUCUGUGACAAAGGGCAUCACAGCUGGAAUGUUGCAUUGGCUAGUUGAUAAUGGGAAACUGAAGCUCGAUGAAAAUGUUGCUAAUAUUUGGCCAGAAUUUGGAUCAAAUGGUAAAGAUAUAAUAAAGAUCUAUCAUGUGCUUAACCAUACUUCAGGUCUGCAUAAUGCCACGGUAGAUGCUAGGGAAAAUCCUUUGCUAAUUUGUGAUUGGGAGGAAUGUUUGAAUUGCAUGGCAAUGUCAAUUCCAGAGACUGAACCUGGCCAGGAGCAGUUGUAUCACUAUCUAUCUUUUGGCUGGCUAUGCGGUGGAAUCAUAGAGCACGCUGCGGGGAAGAAAUUCCAAGAGAUUCUUGAAGAAGCAUUAGUUUACCCACUCCACGUAGAAGGCGAGCUAUACAUCGGAAUCCCUCCCGGAGUUGAAUCUCGUCUUGCAACACUAACACCAGAUCACGAAGAUCUUCAAAAGCUCGCUGGGAUCAAUCGUCCUGAACUGCCCUCCACCUUCCAGCCAGCCAUGAUUGCCCAGCUUGCCACUACCUUGACCCCUCUAUUUAAUAUGCUCAAUACUCGACGUGCCAUUAUACCAGCUGCUAAUGGACAUUGCUCGGCCCGUGCACUGGCACGUUAUUAUGCAGCCUUGGCCGAUGGCGGUGUGAUACCUCCACCACAUUCCUCAUCAUCCCAACCAGCUCUCGGAAGCCACCCUCACAUCCCUAAAUUUUCCUCCGAGAACGUCACUAAGAAGCAGAAAGCUGCCAGAAGUAAGGACGUGCAUGAAAAGAAUUCGAGUUCUUCCGACGAGACUAAUAGUAUGUGCAGGAGUCCCAGCAAUACUGGUUACACCAGGCUCCUUAAUAAUAGCAGCAGCAGCUGUAGCAAUAGCAAUGAUGCCUGCACAAGAGAUGGCUUAAGGCAUGGAGAUGCUGGAAAAAGUUUUGUAGGCAAGAUGUACAAAGACCCAAGAAUUCAUGAUGCCUUUUUGGGUAUAGGAAAAUAUGAGAAUUUUACCAUUCCAAAUGGGAAGUUUGGAUUAGGGUUCUCAAGGUUGAGAUCAGAGGAAGGUUCUUUUAUUGGGUUUGGCCAUUCAGGAAUGGGUGGAUCCACAGGUUUCUGCAAUAUGGAUCACAGGUUUGCCAUAUCUGUGACCCUGAACAAAAUGUCUCUUGGGGGCACGACUCGCAGCAUAGUUCAGCUUGUUUGUUCCGAGUUGAAUAUCCCAUUACCAGCAGAAUUUUCGACGCUCGGGAUCUCUGAUGGACAGCAUAGUAGAGUGGAGACUCCUCUGUUUAACUGAGGACGAAAGAACAAAAUUUCCCAUAGUCAUACAAUACACAAUUCAUAAUCUUUGAUAUAUGUAACGGUUCCUUUUGCUCAGAGGAAUCUGCAAGUUCUUAUAGCAAACUCUUUCAAUAUCAAACAAUUAUAUAUGAUAAAUUCAGUGUAAUAAUAAUCAUUAUAGUGAAUAUGAUUUGGAUGAAAUUCUGGAAUUCUA
This is a messenger RNA of Momordica charantia (bitter melon), 3295 nucleotides long. Its product is annotated as ABC1 family protein. NCBI's taxonomy places the organism in Eukaryota, Viridiplantae, Streptophyta, Magnoliopsida, Cucurbitales, Cucurbitaceae. The record is from RefSeq and is a predicted model, not a curated record. Gene Ontology annotation, cellular component: Golgi apparatus; endoplasmic reticulum.